Molecule: messenger RNA, 2223 nt
Organism: Acipenser ruthenus (sterlet)
Lineage: Eukaryota; Metazoa; Chordata; Actinopteri; Acipenseriformes; Acipenseridae
Product: paired box protein Pax-4
Exons: 11
Coding region: 108-1406 (432 amino acids)
Biological process (GO): anatomical structure development; regulation of transcription by RNA polymerase II
Molecular function (GO): DNA-binding transcription factor activity, RNA polymerase II-specific; RNA polymerase II cis-regulatory region sequence-specific DNA binding
Source: RefSeq, a predicted model, not a curated record
GGAUUGAGCUGAUGAAGUUGGACUAGCACCUGAGGCACAUCGGGUUAUGUUCUAAUAGGGAAACUACGUUUUUAAGAAUAAGAAAAACUUGAAGCAUUUGUGCAAAAAUGUCACAUGAAGGGAUUGGCAGUGUAAAUCAGCUUGGCGGGGUGUUUGUAAAUGGUCGGCCUCUUCCCACUUGUAAAAGAAAAAAAAUCAUCCAGUUGGCAGCAGGAGGAAUGAGACCCUGUGAAAUCUCUAGGAUUUUACAGGUGUCCAAUGGCUGUGUCAGUAAGAUAUUGUGCAGGUACCAUCAAACUGGUCUUUUAUGCCCAAAGACAAUUGGUGGCAGUAAACCCCGCCUCCUAACUCCUGAGGUCAUUGCUAAAAUUGGCCAGUAUAAGAGGAAAAACCCUUCGAUAUUUGCCUGGGAAAUCCAGGGGAAGCUUUUGUCUGAGAGGAUCUGUACUCAUGAUAAAGUACCAAGUGUUUCUUCUGUAAAUCGAGUAUUAAGGAACAUACAGCUGGAACUGGGCCCUCAACUACUGGAGAAUUCUCUUUCAUAUCAAUGUAAUCCAGCAGGAUUCAUUGAACAGAGAGCACCCAUCACUUUGAAUGUAUUGCAGCCAGAUGUCAGAAAGGAUUCUGGGCCACAGAAGAUCCAAUUGGCAAUUAGCCAGAACCGAAACAGAACUGUUUUUAGUCAGGGACAGUCAGAGGCCUUAGAAGAAGUAUUUGGAAGGACUCACUAUCCAGAUAUAUUUGCAAGAGAGAAACUGGCUGCAGAGAUCAUGCUUUCUGAAGCCACAAUACGGAUAUGGUUUUCCAACAGAAGAGCUAAGUGGAGACGGGAGGAUAAGCUUAAAACUGGAGUUUCUUAUAAUGAUAGUUCCUUGUGCACAAUGAGUCCAAAUUCAGUUGCACCUACUCCUCAUGCCUUUGCAGCUUAUCAUCCAUCAACAUUAACUGGCAGUCUUUCUGUACAGGAACAAUGGGAACCAGUAUCUACACCAAGCCCUUUGAACACAGACAGCCUGAAAAAACACAGUUAUGAUUUUAGUAAGAAUAAAACAGCAAACAUCGCUCAUAAUAUAACAUCUACUUUAACAUCAGAUAAAUCAUCGCAAGCUACCAGCUGUUGUAGAAUGCCUCCUCGUGUGGGAAACUGUGCUUCAGUUACUGCUUCUCUUGCCUCUUCUUACUUACAUCCUACUGUGGACAGGAUACCAUUUCCUGUUUUUGCUAGGCCUUAUCCAUCACUUCCUGUAGCCCUUUGUUCUCAAACACAACACCUUUAUCUUGAAGGAGACAAAGCUUCACUUCAUCCCUUCCAGACCUGCAACAAUGGACAGUGGUUAGAAAAUGCAACACAGCCUAUCAACAUCCUUAACUCAGGUCUGCUUUUGACUUACAAUACACACACAUGAACAAUAGUUCAAGUAAAUCACAUCUACAUUACUGAGACAUAGUAAUGGGAUAAAGACUCGAUACCCUUUUGCCAAAAUUGAUCUUUUUGUACAAAAUAAAACAAUAACACUGGUUGCAAAUGUAUCACAGUUAGUAGACCAUACCAUUAUGGUGAAAAGGUUCAUCAUGUCAAGGCAUGUCCACUGUAAUUGGUCAGAUGGAACUGAAUCAUUACUCAUAAUAAAUGAUACAGUAAUUGGUUUUAAUGUACUGUAUGCUGUAUACAGUAGAGCCAGAGCUACCUGUACACACAAAUAAAAACCAAGUCCUUUUUGAACUAUAAGAGUGGCUAAUUGAACCUCUGGCAUGUCAACUCUGGUACUUUGUCAAGUGAGUCAUUUUACAGACAUUGAAGCCCAGUGUAGUUUAUUCACUUCACAUGGUUUCAUUUUAUCUCUAUCACUGGUUUUCAAAAUAUGGGAAAUUCAGUAGAAUCUUUCAAAUGUAUUGUAAUUAAAUGCCUCUACAACUGAAUUGGGGUGUGUUCAAUAGCCAGAGCGCGACAGAAUGUUUAACGUUUUCUAGUUAACGCCCUGUUACAACAAAGCCCUCUGUAACGUUACCUAACACUCAGGAGUUGACUCUGUCGUGUCAAAAUGGCGGAGGCGAACUACCAGUGUGCAAAGAGCGGUCACAUUUGACAAAAAUGACUGUGCUAAGUACAUUAUUUUCUAUGCUUGUAGUCAUUGUUAAUGUGUAAAUCAUGUUUGCUUUAAAAAAGUGACGUUUCUUCGUACGUUUCCACACGUACAAGAAGUAAAUAGUUUUAUGUUUUGU